AUGGUAAAAGAAUUUAAAAGAGCCAUGAUGAAGGAGUACGAGAUGACUGAUUUGGGACUUAUGAGAAAUUUUCCCAGUAUUCAAGUGAAGCAGUCAAAGGGAGAAAUAUUUAUCUCUCAAGGAAAAUAUAUUGAAGAUUUAUUGAAGAAAUUUCAUAUGUCUAACUGCAAAAUUAUGCAUGAGCUGAACAAGCUACAUUAUGCAGCAGCAAAGCGAAUUCUUCGGUAUUUUCAAGGGACCAAGAAUCUCAGCAUCAGGUGGAAUUGUGAAGUGUCUGGAAACAUUGAUGAGCAAUUGAAACAAGCUGAGGCUGAACACCAUGACUGGGAUAUUAAGGCUGAAGGUACAAACCUGCUGGAACAUGAGGUCAAAAGGAGAAGGGAGGUUAGAAGGCUAGUUUGGGAACUGAACAAAAAGAAUGAGUGGUUAUGGCAUCAAAAAACCAGACUGACAUGGAUAGCCAAUGGGGACAAAAAUACAAGGUUCUUUCAUAUCUUGGCUAGUAGCAGGCAGAGAAAAAAUUUGUUAGAUUCUAUCAAAGAGAAUGGUGUCAUCUAUGAGCAGCCAGAUGUUAUGAAACAAACAGUGGUGAGAUAUUUUAGCCAAUUGUUUUCUGAGGAUUGGAAGAUUAGGCCAAAACUGUCAAGUGCAUUUGUCAUAAUUGGUCCUAAAGACUCAGAGUUGCUAGAGGCAGAGUUUUCAGAGGAGGAAAUUUAG
This is a messenger RNA of Camellia sinensis, 717 nucleotides long. The record is from RefSeq and is a predicted model, not a curated record. NCBI's taxonomy places the organism in Eukaryota, Viridiplantae, Streptophyta, Magnoliopsida, Ericales, Theaceae.